AUGGAAGAGCCCCUGCUUCGCCGCUGCUCCAGCUUCUCCAGGAGGAACGUGGCUCUCCUGCUGCUUCUCCCCCUCUCAUUGGAACAGACAUUUGCGGAGCUACACAAAAAUGUCCAAGAGAAACCGGGAGCGUGCCCAAAGGAGAGGGUCACUUGUACCGUUAGAGUUCCAGACUUGUGCAAAGAAGAUUUCUCCUGUAAAGAUUACCUGAAGUGCUGCUUGUUUGCCUGUGGGAAGAAGUGCAUGGAUCCCUAUGAAGAACCCUGCAUCCUACCCUCUGAUCCAGGAAAUUGUGUGCGUUUUACUAAACAAUGGUAUUAUGACUUUAAAAAUAAAUUAUGCAAACCCUUUCGCUAUGGAGGCUGUGGUGGAAAUAACAACAACUUCCUCAGCAAGAAAGACUGCUUGGAGGCUUGCUUGUCAACUGUCAAGACAGGACAGUGCCCGUUCUUCCCUUCCAAGGCCCGUGUGGAAUGUUCAGCUUCGUGUAAGAGUGACUAUGAUUGUCCUGACACUGAAAAAUGUUGUGAAUCCAUAUGUGGCUUUGUUUGUUCCACUGUCUGGAUAGUCAAAACAGGUUUCUGCCCACGAAAGCCCUCAGUAUGCUUAAUCAUCGAUAAACCCAUUUGCCAGAAAGAUGAGGACUGCCAACUGGGAGAGAAGUGCUGCUCACGUUGUGGACUGAAAUGUCUGGAACCUGAAUAG
Molossus molossus (Pallas's mastiff bat) is the source of this 705-nucleotide messenger RNA. RefSeq names its product WAP four-disulfide core domain 8 (gene WFDC8). The record is from RefSeq and is a predicted model, not a curated record. Bases 1 to 705 code for a protein of 234 amino acids. The transcript has 6 exons. Gene Ontology annotation, molecular function: serine-type endopeptidase inhibitor activity. Gene Ontology annotation, cellular component: extracellular region. NCBI's taxonomy places the organism in Eukaryota, Metazoa, Chordata, Mammalia, Chiroptera, Molossidae.